This is a messenger RNA of Eptesicus fuscus (big brown bat), 1044 nucleotides long. RefSeq names its product DNA meiotic recombinase 1 (gene DMC1). Gene Ontology annotation, biological process: DNA recombinase assembly; chromosome organization involved in meiotic cell cycle; DNA repair. The record is from RefSeq and is a predicted model, not a curated record. Gene Ontology annotation, cellular component: condensed nuclear chromosome; nucleus. The transcript is spliced from 13 exons. Gene Ontology annotation, molecular function: ATP-dependent DNA damage sensor activity; ATP hydrolysis activity; DNA strand exchange activity. The coding region runs from base 11 to 1033 and encodes 340 amino acids. Lineage: Eukaryota; Metazoa; Chordata; Mammalia; Chiroptera; Vespertilionidae.
UCCUUUCAAUAUGAAGGAGGAUCAAGUUGUGCUGGAGGAACCAGGAUUCCAAGAUGAUGAGGAAUCUUUGUUUCAAGACAUUGACCUGUUACAAAAAUAUGGAAUUAACGUGGCUGACAUUAAAAAAUUGAAGUCAGUAGGAAUCUGUACCAUCAAAGGGAUACAAAUGACAACAAGAAGAGCCCUGUGCAAUGUCAAAGGGCUCUCAGAAGCAAAAGUGGACAAGAUUAAAGAGGCAGCCAACAAACUUAUUGAGCCAGGAUUCUUGACUGCAUUUGAGUAUAGUGAGAAGAGGAAAAUGGUUUUCCAUAUCACCACUGGGAGCCAGGAAUUUGAUAAGUUGCUAGGAGGUGGAAUUGAAAGCAUGGCAAUCACAGAAGCUUUUGGAGAAUUUCGUACUGGAAAAACCCAGCUCUCUCAUACACUCUGUGUGACAGCUCAACUUCCAGGAGCAGGUGGCUACUCAGGAGGAAAGAUUAUCUUCAUCGAUACAGAAAAUACUUUCCGUCCAGAUCGCCUCCGGGACAUUGCUGAUCGCUUCAAUGUAGACCACGAUGCAGUGCUGGACAAUGUGCUUUAUGCACGUGCAUAUACUAGUGAACAUCAGAUGGAGCUACUUGACUAUGUAGCAGCAAAAUUCCAUGAAGAAGCUGGCAUCUUCAAGCUGUUGAUCAUUGAUUCGAUAAUGGCACUUUUUCGAGUGGAUUUCAGUGGUCGUGGGGAGUUGGCUGAACGACAACAAAAAUUGGCCCAGAUGUUAUCACGACUACAAAAAAUCUCAGAAGAAUAUAAUGUGGCUGUGUUUGUGACCAAUCAAAUGACUGCUGAUCCAGGAGCAACUAUGACUUUUCAGGCAGACCCCAAAAAACCCAUUGGGGGACACAUUCUGGCUCAUGCAUCAACAACAAGAAUAAGCUUGCGAAAGGGAAGAGGAGAACUAAGAAUUGCCAAGAUUUAUGACAGCCCUGAGAUGCCUGAAAAUGAAGCCACCUUCGCAAUAACUGCUGGAGGAAUUGGGGAUGCCAAGGAGUAGGUGGUGAAUUG